CCCAAAGUGCUGGGAUUACAGGCGUGAGCCACUGCACCCAGCCGCAAUUUUCAAGAUUAUAAACAUUGAAAACUUAAAAACUGGAAGGCACCAGGCCUCAAGUGUAUUCGAGCCGGCUGUGGCGGCCAAAACAUCACCGGCAAGCGACUUUGGCGCGCAAUCGCCUCUUGGGGGUGGAGCCUCGCCCUCCAGUUUACGCCUGCGCGCUGCGUCCAGCCAAUCAGCGACGUGUCCAGCUGAGGCGAGACCGCCUUUUCUUCAGCGCGCAUCUCAGCUUGCCUCAGAAGCGUCGCGGCUAAGGGGUACUUCGGGUGAGGAAGCAGCUAGAUAUGGUGUCCUCCAGAAAAAAGUAUUCCAGGAAAUCUGGGAAGCCAUCCAUGGAAGAUCAGUUUACCAGAGCCUAUGACUUUGAGACUGAAGAUAAGAAAGAUCUGAGUGGUUCUGAGGAAGAUGCUAUUGAAGGGAAGACUACGGUCAUUGAGAAACGUAGGAAGAAAAGAUCUUCUGCCGGAGUAGUUGAAGAUAUGGGGGGUGAAGUACAGAAUAUGCUGGAAGGAGUUGGAGUUGACAUUAACAAGGCUCUUCUUGCCAAGAGAAAGAGACUAGAAAUGUAUACCAAGGCUUCUCUCAAAACUAGCAACCAGAAAAUCGAACAUGUUUGGAAAACACAACAAGAUCAAAGGCAGAAACUUAACCAAGAAUAUUCUCAGCAGUUUCUGACUUUGUUUCAGCAGUGGGAUUUAGAUAUGCAGAAAGCUGAGGAACAAGAAGAAAAAAUACUCAAUAUGUUUCGACAGCAACAAAAGAUUCUUCAACAAUCUAGAAUUGUUCAGAGCCAGAGACUGAAAACAAUUAGACAGUUAUAUGAGCAGUUCAUAAAGAGUAUGGAAGAGUUGGAGAAGAAUCAUGAUAAUCUACUUACUGGUGCACAAAAUGAAUUUAAAAAAGAAAUGGCUAUGUUGCAGAAAAAAAUUAUGAUGGAAACUGUAAGUGAUCAUAUUGAAAUUGAAAAAAUAAGGAUUAAUAUAAGCAAUGAAAUAUUUUAUUUGCUGAAAUAGGUAUAAUACUUAACUAAAAAUUAAACAAAUGUUUAAUAUCUCCUUCCAUGAAACAGCAGCAGCAAGAGAUAGCAAGUGUUCGGAAGUCUCUUCAAUCCAUGUUAUUCUGAUGACUCUUUGAAGAAAGAACUUGAACCUAAGUAAUAUGAUACAAUUAUAUUAGCUAAGAAGCAUAUUGUGAGUCUUUAGUAGCUUAAUUAUAACAUCUUUAAUAAUAAAUCUGUUUCAUUGUAAGACUUCUCUUUCGGUUAAGUCAAAUCUAAACAGUUAUGUGAGUUAGCAACUACUCCUAAAGAAUAUGUCUUGAGUUUUCAGCUCUUUAGUAAUGAUAGUGAAUUUUUCUCUCUUAACACUGUCAAUUAAAUAAAGACAAUUUAAUUUUA
This is a messenger RNA of Cebus imitator (Panamanian white-faced capuchin), 1441 nucleotides long. RefSeq names its product synaptonemal complex protein 3 (gene SYCP3). NCBI's taxonomy places the organism in Eukaryota, Metazoa, Chordata, Mammalia, Primates, Cebidae. The record is from RefSeq and is a predicted model, not a curated record. Gene Ontology annotation, cellular component: synaptonemal complex. The transcript has 8 exons. Bases 330 to 1058 code for a protein of 242 amino acids. Gene Ontology annotation, biological process: spermatid development; meiotic cell cycle.